Messenger RNA from Hyalella azteca, 573 nucleotides. Its product is annotated as adhesive plaque matrix protein-like. NCBI's taxonomy places the organism in Eukaryota, Metazoa, Arthropoda, Malacostraca, Amphipoda, Hyalellidae. The record is from RefSeq and is a predicted model, not a curated record. The coding region runs from base 1 to 573 and encodes 190 amino acids. The transcript has a single exon.
AUGGAUCCAGCCGUCGUAUCCUUCCCUUUUAUCCUGCCCUCGAAUUCUGCUCCUCGCAUCCUGCCCUCGUAUUCUUCCCUCGUAUCCUGCACUCUUAUUCUGCCCUUGUAUCCUGCCCCUCGUAUUCUGCCCUUGUAUCCUGCCCUCGUAUCCUGCCCUUGUAUUCUGCCCUCGUAUCCUGCCCUUGUAUCCUUCCCUCGUAUCCUGCCCUCGUAUCCUGCCCUCGUAUCCUGCCCUCGUAUUCUGCCCUCGUAUCCUGCCCUUGUAUCCUGCCCUCGUAUCCUUCCCUCGUAUCCUGCCCUCGUAUCCUGCCCUCGUAUUCUGCCCUCGUAUCCUGCCCUUGUAUCCUGCCCUCGUAUCCUUCCCUCGUAUCCUGCCAUUCUGCCCUCGUAUCCUGCCCUUGUAUCCUGCCCUCGUAUCCUUCCCUCGUAUCCUGCCCUCGUAUCCUGCCCUCGUAUUCUGCCCUUGUAUCCUGCCCUUGUCUCCUUCCCUCGUAACCUGCCCUCGUAUCCUGCCCUCGUAUCCUGCCCUCGUAUCAAUGCUACAGCGAGCGCUAUUUUCCCAGACUUGUGA